AAUGGGCAAUACAUACAAAGCAUUUUUGAGUGAAUGGGUGACCCAUUGGGAUGGGUUUUUCUUUUUCUUCUUCUUAUAAAAAGAGAAAAAGAAUUUUAUUGUUGAAAAUGGUAUUUUCAGUUUCCAUAAUUCUAAGUUUGGGAAAACUGAUGAAGGAUACUCUUAGAUACUUGGCAGGAAUUCCAGGCCCCAGUGGCUAUGGUUCCAAAUCUACUGCUGAACAAGUCUCUCUCUUUUCUUCUUCUUCUUCUCAACUUACUGCCAUUAUCACUGGGGCAACAUCAGGAAUUGGGGCAGAAACAGCAAGAGUAUUGGCAAAGAGAGGAGUGAAAAUAGUGAUGACAGCAAGAGACUUGAAAAAGGCAGCUCAAGUUAAAGAAGCAAUUCAAAAAGAAAGCCCUGAGGCGGAGAUUAUUGUGUUUGAAAUCGAUCUCAGCUCAUUGGCUUCUGUCCAAAGCUUUUGUAAUCAGUUUCUUUCUCUUGGACUCCCACUUAACAUUCUCAUAAAUAAUGCUGGAGUCUUCUCCAAGAAUUUGGAGUUCUCUGAAGACAAAGUUGAGUUGACAUUUGCAACAAAUUAUUUGGGACAUUAUUUACUGACAGAGAGGCUGUUAGAGAAAAUGAUAGAAACAGCAGCCAAGACAGGAAUCGAAGGAAGGAUUAUCAACGUUUCAUCAGUGGUUCACGGCUGGGUGAAGAAAGAUGGUUUAAGCUUUCGUCAAAUGCUCAACCCAAACAGAUACAAUGGCACUCGUGCAUAUGCUCAGUCAAAACUAGCCAAUAUCUUGCAUGCUAAGGAACUAUCAAGGCAACUUCAGGGAAGAAAUGCCAGAGUCACCAUAAAUGCAGUUCAUCCAGGAAUUGUAAAAACUGCCAUCAUUAGAGCUCAUAAGGGCUUUAUCACAGAUUCUUUGUUUUUUAUGGCAUCAAAGUUACUUAAAACUACAAGUCAGGGAGCAUCAACAACAUGCUACGUAGCACUGAGUUCACAAACAGAAGGAAAGAGUGGAAAAUUUUACGCAGAUUGUAACGAGACUAACUGCUCAUCCCUAGCCAAUGAUGAGUUAGAAGCACAAAAGUUAUGGACUCAAACUCGCAACUUAAUCAAUAGACGACUAAGCAAACUUCCCUCCUAGUCAAAUAUUAUUCAGCAUUUUGUAAAAAAAAAAUCUAGGUUUAGAUGUAAUGUGCAUAAGUUUGUCAUUAAACAGUUAUAUAGAUAGAAAGUCAAUUUAAUGAAUACCUGAAAGAUACAAGGGCUAGAAAGUCUUCCCCCUUCAGCCCUGUUCAAAUAAUGUAUUACUCAACCAACAGUAAAAUCAAAUAAUUUCAUUAGGCAGUGUAAAA
This is a messenger RNA of Cucumis melo (muskmelon), 1347 nucleotides long. Its product is annotated as short-chain dehydrogenase TIC 32 B, chloroplastic. The transcript is spliced from 8 exons. NCBI's taxonomy places the organism in Eukaryota, Viridiplantae, Streptophyta, Magnoliopsida, Cucurbitales, Cucurbitaceae. The record is from RefSeq and is a predicted model, not a curated record. Bases 51 to 1136 code for a protein of 361 amino acids.